Messenger RNA from Varroa destructor (honeybee mite), 2360 nucleotides. RefSeq names its product conserved oligomeric Golgi complex subunit 7 (gene Cog7). Gene Ontology annotation, cellular component: COG complex. Lineage: Eukaryota; Metazoa; Arthropoda; Arachnida; Mesostigmata; Varroidae. Gene Ontology annotation, biological process: intracellular protein transport; retrograde vesicle-mediated transport, Golgi to endoplasmic reticulum; Golgi organization. The record is from RefSeq and is a predicted model, not a curated record.
GUUACUUGCGUCAUCGUUUACGGAUUGACUGAACGGGUGUAAUUAUUUAUACUGAGAUUAUAAAUAAAAUAGAGAGCAUCGUCUUUAAGUGUAUGAUUGUUAGCGUCUAACUAGAUUAACUUAAAUAGGAAAGGAGCGCAAAAUAUGGAAUUAUCGGCAUUUGCGGCCCCAUCGUUCUCAGCCACCCAGUGGCUUAAUUCCUUGCUGGACCCACUAGAUCCAUCCGAGUCUGCCAUUGAGUCUACAGCAAAUGAAGUUUCCUUCAAACUCCAAUUGUUCAUUCACCAACUUUCGUUGUCUUUGCAGGAUACCGCCUUUCAGAUCCAUCAACGCACAGGAUUGCUUGCCAAACUUCAGCGGGAUUUUGAGGCACUUCGUAGUGAGGCUAUUGUAAAGAAUGGGAUGAUUCUUCAGGAACUCGAGAGCAAUCGUAGUGCGCAGUAUUUAGAUCUGCUGGAUACAAUUAAAACAAGAAUGGAAGAAGCUCAAAGUGCGCUACGCGAGGCGGAUUCGUGGUCCAUUCUAGUAUCGGAUGUAGAGUCGCUCUUUCAACAGCAUAAUCUUGAGUUGCUUGUCGAAAGGGUGACACAGUUGGAACGUUCACUUGAUACGCUCAGGAGCGCCCCAGAUUUCGCGCAGAAAAGCCAGACUCUGGAACGGAUCAAGAAUCGUUUGGAAGCAAGCAUGGCACCACGUCUUGUGUCCGCCGUCAACUCAGUCAUGGAAGAGGACGCGGCCCGGUGGUUUAUUCUCUUUGGCAAAAUUGGACUAGAAAAGCAAGCUUUGUCCUAUUACCAAGGCUGCAUCAAAGCACGAUUGCAAGAAUUGUGGUCAUCCCAAAAUCAUUCAAACCUUAAACAGGUUUUGUUGGUGUUUCAUCGAGAGCUAACCUCCGAGUGUGAGAAGCAGCUUGUAUUUGUGGGUCGACACUUGUCACUAGGUGACGUGGGUGCCAGAGGUGUUCUGGCAGAAAUGGCGUCGGAUGUUCUUACAGCCAUGGAACCUCCUUUGCAAGACGCGUUUGAAAACUGGCUCGCAGAUCAGGCCGACGUCCUGGAAUCAAUUCUGGACAUACUCGGAGUUCAGCUGCAACUUGCAAUUUCACUCGAACGUGUAAUCUGUUUGGAAGAGGAAGCAAAGUUUCUUCCGGAGGUAUCGAAACUGGCUGGUACACUUUUCACUUUCCUUGGAUUAGCCGUGAGUCGAUAUGCUCAGUAUCAAGAACAACAAAUUCAACGGCAACUUCAGACCGUACAGCAGCCUGAGGACAACUUCGAUCUUCGCGCAUUGCAGGAAAGUCACCAGAUUCUCCGACGAAAUGCGGAAAAAUUAUUCACAUUGCUGUUCUCGGCUGAAACGGCUUGUAAUGAACGUACACAGAGUUCCUGUUAUCCCGGAUUUCUCGAUGCGGCCUCAAAGUUGAUUCGCCUGUUUGUUGACCAAUGCCGAAAAGAUCUCAACACGUUGCUAAAAAUUGCAGCCGAAGCGGACCAGCUUGACCAUUGGGAUUUGGUAAACGAGGUGCUGAUUAGGGCUAACUGUGUUGCUACAUACAAGAAGUCGAUAAGCGAACUCUGCACAAAGGUGGAAGUUACCAUCAGUCGUAUUCCAUACCUAAAGGAAAGGUAUGGUGUUUUAUCGGACCUUGUAUCAAAUCUUCUUACGCCGUCUUUGCGGCAAAGGUUCAAGGCUCUGCAGACUUCAAAGCCUCAGCUGGAGUGGAUGCACUCGCUUGAAAAACUUGAACAAGAAACUCAACACGUGGGUGUCCGAGUUGUCACGUCGCGUGUUAUCGAGCACGUUAAGGCAAUGCCGGGCGCUUUACGGUCGGCUGAAAGCAUGCCCAAUUUUGCUUCAUCGCCACUUGAAUACGUCACGCAAAUUGGACAGUACUUAAUGACCCUGCCACAAUACCUGGAUAUCUCUCAGCAUUUACCAAGUGACGAUGAACACUCUAUUGGUGCGAGUUCAACUGGCGGAGGCAGUUGGAUGUUGGAGUUGGCGUGUCGUGAGGUUUCCAAUAUUACAAUCAACGAAGUUAUGCAAUUGACAUAUUUGCCUGAUACCACUUGUCACCAGUUAGCCACAGACCUCGGAUACCUGUGUGAUGUUCUCGAUGAUUUAUCGUUUGCUGAGGUUACUCAGCCGCUUCAGGAAUUGAAAGCUUUAUUAAGCUGUACUACUGAAGAGUUUGCUGCAACAUCCAAAGGAAAACCGAUGCAAAUCGUGCACAUGAUUAAGACUGCUAGAAAAAUCAACUAGGACUUUAGAGAUAUUGGUUCAUUUUAGUUUGUAAUAAUAAUAUAUUCUACAGUGGCAGAGUAGCUGCUUGAAACACACCUACUGAAUAAAGACGCAUA